Nipponia nippon (crested ibis) is the source of this 2477-nucleotide messenger RNA. The record is from RefSeq and is a predicted model, not a curated record. Lineage: Eukaryota; Metazoa; Chordata; Aves; Pelecaniformes; Threskiornithidae.
AUAAAAGGAAAGUUGCAGGAGCUGGGGGCUUAUGUUGAUGAAGAGCUCCCUGAUUAUAUUAUGGUUAUGGUGGCCAAUAAGAAGAGUCAGGAGCAGAUGACAGAAGACCUUUCCCUUUUCCUUGGAAACAAUACUGUCAGAUUUACUGUCUGGCUCCAUGGUGUUUUGGAUAAGUUGCGAUCUGUGACUACUGAACCAACUAGUGUAAAAUCUACAGAAUCUAAUAUCUUUGAGAGCAACCUUCCUUCCAGCAAAAGCAGUUCAUGUGUGAGCGAUGAGAGGAGGCGUGAGGAUAUCUUGCCACCUCUUGCAGUUUCCAGCACUCGGACUGAAAGAAAUGACUCAAGAGUCUCAACGAGCUCGCAGGAACAAAGGAGCACUGCUUCACGGCAGUCUUGUGAAGAUGGUUCUGCAUCCCGUUUAACAUCUACAGUCAAGCCUUUGAGGGAAUUGUCACCUUCUGAAGCUGUAAUUGACAUCAAACCCGAACCAGAUGAUCUAAUUGACGAAGACCUAAACUUCGUGCAGGAGAAUCCAUUGUCACGGAAGAAACCUAUUGUAACUGUAACUUAUGGUUCUUCUCGUCCUGCCGCUGAAAUCUACCGACCGCCAGCUAGCAGGAGUGCAGAUGGCAAUGUACAUGUGCACAGAUUGUCACAGCAGGGCAACUUACAGGGGAGCCGGCAGUUAGACACGCAAAGCUGCAGGUCUUUGGAAACAGGCCAGCUGUGCAAUCCAGAAGCAUGUGGCAGCUUAGCAGAGAGUUACAGACCCACCUCCAAACUUAGUGCUGAUAAAGUAGGCAGUGAGGAAGAAAGCUCCAGGAAGAGACGGUUGCCUGUUGUAAGCUCAGUAGUCAAAGUGAAAAAGUUCUGUAAUGAUGGGGAAGAUGAGGAGGAGGAGGAAGACUAUGGAUUGCGAACAGGAAGCAUCUCCAGCAGUGUGUCUGUACCUGCAAAGCCAGAAAGAAGACCUUCAUUGCCACCUUCAAAACAGGCCAAUAAGAAUUUAAUACUGAAAGCAAUCUCUGAAGCACAGGAAUCGGUUACGAAAACAACCAAUUAUUCCACUGUUCCACAGAAACAGACGGUUCCAGUUGCACCAAGAACUCGAAUUAGCCCAGAAGAAUCUCAGUUAGAAGUAAUCCAUGUGCAAAACAGGCUGCCUGCUCUGAGUUCUCAGCUUCAAGUAGAAGAGCCAAAGGAGCAGACAGUUGAAGGAAUUCAAGGAGCUGAACAAAAGGAGCUCUCUUCUCGGCUCCAGAUCGAUCCUGUGAUUGAAGAUACUCUGCAAGUGACUCAAGAUUACUAUGAUGCAGAAUCUAUGGUCCAUACAGAUACUAGGUCAUUUAUCCUGAAGAAGCCCAGGUUAUCUGAGGAAAUAGUGCCACAGAAUCAGCAACUGGGAAAGAGGGCUACAGAAGCAAUACGAGUACUCUCAGGACGUCUGAUACAGACACGAGACCAGCUUGCACAGCCAGAGAAACCUGCUAGUCCCAAGUUCAUCGUGACACUGGAUGGUGUGCCCAGUCCGCCAGGAUACCUUUCUGAUCAAGAAGAGGAAGAUAUGUGUGUAACUGAAGGGUUAAAGCCAGUUAACCAAAGUAUGUGUGUCGGCAAAGGAUUAAAAGGCCUUCGAGCACAGCAGAUGCAAAUUGUAACCAGGCAGCUAGAGAGCUGUGAUGGUAAUUAUGCUUACCAACAGGAUCUAACGUUAAUGUGGUGGUUUGACUUGGAUAUGGAACAGUUAAAUGUGCUGCAAAAACAGGAGAAGGUGCUUGAGCGCUGCAAGUACUGGCCUGCCUGUAAAAAUGGAGAUGAAUGUGUGUACCAUCACCCCACACUACCUUGCAAAGUUUUUCCUAACUGCAAAUUUGCUGAUAAAUGCUUGUUCAUCCAUCCAAACUGUAAAUACGAUGCAAAGUGCACUAAGCCAGACUGUCCUUACACUCAUGCCAGUCGACGAACCCCCCAUCCACCUCCUAAACCAGCACCACUACCCACGCCGUCUGUCUCCUCCAGUAGUCCGCUGUGCAAGUUUUUUCCUGCUUGUAAGAAAAUGGAAUGUCCAUUUUACCACCCAAAACAUUGUAGAUUUAACACCCAGUGUACAAGACCAGACUGCACGUUUUACCAUCCAACUAUCGCUGUACCUCCACGCCAUGCCUUGAAAUGGACGCGAACUCAAACCAGUGAAUGAUGAUGAUGAUGAUACAACUUGGGACUAAACUCUGCCUCCUUCGGACAGCAGCGGAAAGGAAGAUGAACCACCAGGGCACAGGAUGUUAGAAAAAUCCAUGCAUUUUGAACUUUUACUAUACAUUGUUUUCAUAAAAUGAGGUUGAUUGCAUACUUGAAAUGUCUCUAAUUUUCCAAGUUUGUAAGUUUGAGCAAUUUUACAUUUUUUUUACACUGUAAGAAGAAAACGUCUGUGUAAGAGAAGUUUUACUUUAAAUUCCAUUAAAAAAUUUCAGAGCA